CCCCCUCCUCUCUGUCUCUGCCUGUCUCCGCACUGCUGCUGCUGCUGCUGCUGCUGGCCUGUAUCCGCUGUGUGUCACAGGCAGCAUCACAGCAGCAGACAUUUGGCGAAGAAAAAACACGGACUGCGGACGCACUCUUGCGCGCUUGUGCUCCGGCGCGGACGUAUCCGGCGGGACGACGGGAUUGUAUCUGCAUCUGUUUCUAUCUGACGAUCAUUUUCUCGCCUCGACACAGCCCCCCUCCUCCCCUCCCCUCCUACCCUGCCCGUGUGGAUGGUUGACUGCAGAUUUGAUGGUGCUGAGCAGGCUCGUCUGAUUGAAGGCUUGCGGCCAGGGGGCAUCUGUGGGGCCGCGGAGAGAGACGACCCUCUGCCCACCGGUGCGACUGUCCUCUGCCCUGUGAUUGUGAAUGGACUGCGCUUCCAUCCGUGAUUUGCUGCAGUCGCUCUGAGUCAUUUGUGGAAGAAGAUGGCGGACAGGGCUGAGAUGUUUUCCCUUUCCACUUUCCAUUCCCUCUCUCCCCCCGGCUGCAGGCCAGCCCACGACAUCAGCCUGGAGGAGUUUGACGAUGAGGACCUCUCUGAAAUCACAGAUGACUGCGGGAUCGGACUCAACUAUGACUCGGAUCCAUAUGAGAAGGACUCCCUCAUUCUGGAGAAGAACGACAUGCACCACCCGGUCUGCUCCUUCCAGGACGACUUCCAAGAGUUCGAGAUGAUCGAUGAUGAAGACGACGACGACGAGGAGGAAGAGGAAGACGAUGAGGAGGUCGACCCAGAUGCACCUCCGUCACCCUCCGCCUCCCCUCCUCCCUCCCCGACUCUUGGCACUCUAAAGAGCCGACCCACCACGCUGAACCUCACCACUGCUGUGUCGCAGGAUUCUCUGAAUAACAACAGCAGUCUGUCCCCAAAGAAAGGGAGCUGGCAGGACUCAUUACGCAACCCAGCCUCACAGGGCCGUCUGUCUCCAACCCACUCAUGUCUGGAGGAUGGUAGCCAUGUGACAGGCCAUUGUCCAGCCUCUCCAGUUACCCAGGCACCAGGGUCGCAGAGCAAAGGUACUCCACCAAAACAGGCAGGGGAGGGCGGGAACCCACAGUCCCCUCACAGGCCCCUCCUUUGUGACAUGGAGGGCAACAGGCGGGAGAGGCCCGAAUACGGCUCAUUUGGUCAACACAAGUCCCACCCUUGUCCUGGCAACGUCCCUGAGCAAAAGGCAGACCCUUCAAUCCAGACAGCAAGGGUACCCUCCGUCGACGAACACUCCCAGUGUUCAGACACAGAGGUGGACCAUGACCUCAACAGCGGCCACAACCACAAACACUCGAACCGGCUUGCCACAGAUACUUACACAAUCACCAGCGAGUCAGGUAUGGAGCCGGAGAAUGACCUAGACCCAGAUGGAACCAGCCACUGCUUGUCAUCCACUGCGCCCAUGGGAGCCAACGACGGUGCCGACACACCCUUGUCUGAUGAGGAGCUGGAGAAGGACUUUGAAGUGGAGUUCAUGUGUAAGGAGACCUACGAUAUGGUUUGUAAGGAGAAUCAGUCGUCAUACGUGGAAUUCCCCUGCAUUGAGCCCUCCGAGCUCGCCUCCUUCUCCACCUAUGUUUCCUCCAGCCGCUCAGAUGCUUAUGACCACUCCAACAGUUCCAAUGCUCCAGCUUCUUCCAUGGAGGCAGCAGCUAACGACUCCACCUCUCCAUCCUCAGACCCAGGGAUAGCUGAUAUGAACCAGCAGGGUUACAUGACAUCGGACCAGGACAAGGACCUCAGCUCUCCGGGCUCCGACUCUGACAUUGAAGGGGAGCUGGAGGCAGCGUUUGCCUGUGGAGGUCCUGUGGUCUCCAACAUGAUCUCUUCUAUCUCAGAGACAGAGCUCGACCUGACCAGUGAUGACAGUAGCAGCGGUCGCUCAUCUCACCUCACCAACUCCAUUGAGGAGGCCAGCUCGCCUACGUCAGACCAGGAACUGGACCCGGACACUGAGUUAGAGCAGGACAGUGGUAUUGUGGGACUGAAAGCAUCUCUGCUUCUGGGUCAGCCUGACCCAAUCAAAGAAAGGUCUCCUCUACCAUCCCCUUCCCCUCUGCCCUCACCCACUAUUGCCACACCAUCCCCUGUUGACUCCCCCAUCUUACCUCCCGAGGCCUACGAUGACGGUCAAGCUCUGAUGGGGCUGCAGAAUGUGGACGAUGAGCUGUCCUGUGAGCACCAGGCUGACCCAGAUGAGACUCUGCCUCCAGCCCAACGCUGUGAAGACAGCCUGUCAAGACAGAUGGUGCUGCAGAUAGAACCAGACCACAGUCUUGAGAGCUUCAAACGAUCCUUCUACCUGCCAGUGGGACCCAGGCUAAUGCCCAGUUCGGACGAAUAUGAUGGAACCAGUGAGGGAGACUCCGAUUCAGAAAGUGAAGAUGAGCUGAGCGAGAACUCUGACUCACCCUGGCUGCUCAGCAACCUGGUCAACAGGAUGAUCUCGGAGGGUUCGUACCCAAUCAGUUGUCCUGAGGAUUGCUUCAAGAGGAAGGUAUCUGUGUCAGACACCAUCUCACCAUCCUCAGACAUGGGGGAUGGAGAUGGCUUCAAUGAUGAGGACCAAGAGAAUAAAGCUGGAAUGGAGGGAUCAGAGCAAGAGGAGAAGGAAGGCGAAGGUUACAGAAAGGAGCCAGGAGAGAGGAGGAGGUGUGUGGAGUCUUCAAACGAAGUGCAUCUCUAUAUGAACAACCCUACCAGUGACACUGUAACCCCUCUGACUUUGGACGGGAGGGGGACCACAGAUUUCAACUCCUCGUAUACCACUAAAGACUCUGAGAAGAACUUCACAGACAAACCAUCUAAGAAUGCCAAGAGACAGGAGGAAGAUGAGGAGCCCAAUAAUGACUUGAUGAUGCUUGAGGGCAGAAGGGACCUGGACUCACCAAGCCUCACUGAGAGCGUGGUCAGCGACAAGGACGAAGGAAGAGAGACCGAGCCCAGGCCAACGAGCCGUUCCUCAGCUUCUCUGGAGCGUAUCACCGAGGUGAAACACAGCCUGACGCUGGACAUACCCACCGCCCAGACCAACCGCUGCUUCAGCCUCACCUACUCCACAGAUAAUGACGAAGAGGAAGACGAUGGGGACUCUUACCCAUUCCUGGGUGGCUUAAGGAAGGAGUCAUACAGGGGUAGCGAUUUAGAGCUGGACAGUUCACCGCCCAUUGAUUCCAGUGUGCAAGACCGUCCCUUAUCUGACCAUGACCUCCCACUGUGUGAGAAAGAGUUGGCUCUGAGGCAACCAAAUGAAGAUGAUGGACUGGCCUAUGACUCCAUGAAGUACACGCUAGUGGUGGAUGAGAAUACUACACUUGAACUCGUCAGCCUAAGAAGGUGCACUUCCGUUCUGAGCGACGACAGUGAGCUCUCCACGCUUUGUGACGAGGAGCCUUUGGAGACGGGAGAGGUGGGCUAUGGUCGCGAUGAGGAUGAGGUGAGGCCAGAACUUCUCAGUUCUUCUGAGGACUCGUCCCCUGAGGCUGACCUCCCAUUCUCCAAGAAGUUCCUCAAUGUGUUCGUCAACAGCACCUCUCGCUCUUCCAGCACAGAAUCCUUUGGGCUUUUCUCCUGUACCAUCAACGGAGAGGAGAGGGACCAGACACACAGGGCAGUCUACCGGUUCAUUCCCAGACAUGCAGACGAGCUGGAGCUCGAUGUGGACGACCCUUUAUAUGUGGAGGAAGAAGAGGACGACUACUGGUACCGAGGCUAUAACAUGCGGACAGGGGAGAGGGGCAUCUUUCCUGCCUUCUACGCCCACGAGGUCAUAGGCCAGUCCAAGGAGUUGAUGGGCAUGAAAAGAAACCCAGCGUGGAUCGAGACUUUCAGCGUCCAGUUUCUGGGGUCUGUUGAGGUACCGUAUCACCAAGGCAACGGCAUUCUCUGCGCUGCCAUGCAGAAGAUCGCGAUAUCGAGGAAACGGACGGUACAUGUGCGACCUCCUUCUCUGUGUGAGUUGGAGAUUAGCUUGCAAGGAGUGAAACUGAUCAUGAGCCUGGAGGAUGAAUUCGACACCCUCGAUGAGUACGACAGAUGUAGUCACUUCUUCCAGAUGAAGAACAUCUCCUUCUGCGGCUGCCAUCCGAGGAACAACUGCUACUUUGGCUUCAUCACUAAGCAUCCGAUGCUGAACAGAUUUGCUUGUCACGUGUUUGUAUCCCAGGAGUCCAUGCGACCUGUAGCAGAGUGUGUUGGACGAGCCUUCCAGGAGUACUACCAGGAACAUCUGGAGUACGCCUGCCCCACUGAGGACAUCUACCUGGAGUAAGAAGUGUUGCCAUGACGACCACCUUCUCUCUCCACAGCUUGUGUAUGUUCAUCGAGUUUGCCACCAGAGGGCGCUGCCAGUGGGGGUCUUCUCUCCAUUGUAAAAAUACUCUUCUGUGUCCCUCUAAAACUGGGAUGUUCAUUUCUACAGUAUGCUAGACAUUUGACUGAUUUCAUCCAUCUCUCUCUCUCUCUCGCUCUCUCUCGGUUUAUUUCCAUCAGUCUCGAUGGAUCGAUUGCCUGUUUCUUUUAUCUUUUUUCUAUGAUAUGAAAACUAAGACGCUGAGCACCUGUUUAUUUAAAGGUUCCUCUUUUGAAAUGAAAAAAAAACAAAACAAAUAUACCUACUACUGCUGUUUCACUUUUCAAUGCAUGGCUAGUAGGGUUACUGCACACAGACACACAGAGAAACACACAUAUCCAAGUGAAUGGCAAGCAGCUCAACAAUCAGCAAGGGAACGGUGUGGAAUCACGAGGUCCGGCGUUUGAUUAACUGUAAAUAUGUAUUUGUUCAAUAUCGACAAAACUGCUCAUUUGAUUUCUACUGAUAGUGACAUUGGAGCAAAAUAGAGAGAGUACAGUGAACUGUCCUUGGUCCGAGCUUACCCCUGUGUCGCGUACAAGACGUAGUGUGUGUUGUAAAUAAAUGUAUAGAAAGUAGACAUACAGGCGCCUCAUCCAGACUAAUUAAGAAACACUCACAGCUGAGACUGAUGGAGGGGACUUUGUGUAUUACUGACCCACUCUGACGGGAGUUAACUGCAGGUAAAGGAGAUGUUAGAGCUGUAACGACUCGGAAUGAACUUUGAAUGUCAUUAAAGGCCCUGCAGAUAUUUUAAUUCAGCUUGGAUUAUGUGCCGUAACUUGUCAGCACAUUUGGAUGAAACGACGAGAAAAAAAAAACCCAUUUUACUUCCGUCCUGUCCUCAAAGUUGCACUGCUUGCUGUCCGUCACCGUGGGGAGCUUUCCAUACAAACUCACUCAACUGUUUCAAAAAGAAAAGAAAAAAAAUCACAGAUCACUGUACGCUUUGCUGUGAUUGGUGUGACUUUCAGGUCAAAGAAUGCAAAAGGCCCUCUGAAAAGCCAUAUUCUCACACCUCUGACUGUUUAACUGGUUUUCAGUGACGUCCUAGUCUCCAUUUUCUUUUGACUUGGCGGUUUCAACGAUGGAAAAAGGAACGACUAGAUUUGAGCGCGAGCCACACGUCAGGAAUUCUGUAUUGCAGUGUGCCUACUGUACAGUGAGAGCGUCCUGCUAACACUUCGGUCCCGGUAUCACAAUGUAAUCAAACCUUUAAUAAAGCAUUCAAAGGGAGGUUUUAUAGUAAUGUAAAUGGUUAGACUUGAAUCUUGUUUUUUAAGUACGGUGGAUAAAAAGGGACGGCCACGUGUUCCCACGUUUGUCUGGUCAAAAAGGUCAAAGCAUCACUCGCACAUCACACAAUAACCUGCUGGGGUUUCUGUAGCGUACAAUAGCUAACAGUCGAGCACCUUAUAUGAAGAAAAUGAUGUGGUCACUACAGCCAUCUGAACUUUUUCAGGCAUCUCCAUGUUCUUUCAGACACUGUUUAGCAUCUCGUUCUGCUGCUUUCAGUCACAGUCCGCCAGAACCGACACCUCAGAUCUGCAGGAUCUCAGUUUCACACUGAAAGCUACACGUGGCAGGAGAAAAGUAGGGUGUUAUCUACAUAUGUAUCGCUGUCAGUUAGAUCAUGUAUAUACAAUAGCGAAUCUAAGAUAGUGCUGUGUCCUUUAUGUUGAGUAUGUUAUGAAAUGAAAAUGAAUAUGUACAUUAAUUAAAAAGACGUUUAAACAAAAAAAAAAACGAGAAGAAGAAGAAGAUCACAACCAGACGAAAACCCCCCCGUGAUGGAAAAAGAAAAAAAAACACGUAAAAUAUCUGUGAUCUGCAAUAAUUUUAUUUCGGUGUCUUAUGUUUCUACACACGAUGUGUUAUCUCCGUCACUCGGGUGGCAUUUGGGUUCCUGCCAACUCCAUAACUCUCUACAGACAGGCUUCAGCAGCACAUUUAGGGCACAUUUGUAAGAUGUGACAUCAUGAAGUGUGUGACACAUCCACCAGACUAAUGACCAAUCUGCUGUUAGAGCUGAAUAGUGACUGAGUCAGCCGCCACUGGAAAAACUACUUUUUUGCGUCUUGCCGAUUAUAGUAAUCGCCUCCGAGCUCCAACAGUGUGACCCAUCUCUGAUCUGUAUCUAUUUGCUUCUGACUUAUGUUUUUCUAUCUUGUUACAGCCUAGUUAAAAAAACAAAACAAAAAAAAAACCCCUUCUCUCCACACAGCUACACAAAAACAACCUCUGAGGAUGAUCUAGUCCCAUAUAGCCGCUGAGACAGUUAAACCAAACUUUUGACUUUAUUACAUUAACAAGAUUCUUCACUGUAUACCUAGAGCAAAACAGUAUGUGACAGAACAAACAUAUCCUAUCUUGUAUCUUUAAAAACGAGGACUUGUAAAAUUCCAGGGAAAAACUGAUUAAGAAAAAAAAAAAAAAAAAGACAAAAAAAUCACUCUGCCUUGUCAUGGGUUUGGUCUUAUGAAUAAAAUAUAUGCUUGAUGUCCGAAA
This is a messenger RNA of Acanthopagrus latus (yellowfin seabream), 6894 nucleotides long. RefSeq names its product mitogen-activated protein kinase 8 interacting protein 2 (gene mapk8ip2). Bases 469 to 4305 code for a protein of 1278 amino acids. Gene Ontology annotation, cellular component: cytoplasm. The transcript is spliced from 14 exons. The record is from RefSeq and is a predicted model, not a curated record. Gene Ontology annotation, molecular function: protein binding. Gene Ontology annotation, biological process: regulation of JNK cascade. Lineage: Eukaryota; Metazoa; Chordata; Actinopteri; Spariformes; Sparidae.